CGACCGCCAGCGCCUCCUCCUCCCGCAUUCCCCUCCCACCCUUUCCGCAUCGCAUCCUCCACGGCCGCCGCCAUCCGCAUCGCUUCCUCCUCGCGCGCCGCCGUCUCCUCCCGCAGGCCAUCUUCUCCCGCCGGCCAUCCAUCCCGGCCGCCGCAUCUACACCCGCUCGUUCCCCUCCCGCAUUUACAUCGCUGCUUGCGCGCCCGCCGCCAUCUCCAUCUCCUUCCGCAUCGCUUCCUCCGCGCCCGCCGCCAACCCCUCCCGCCGGCCAUCUCCUCCCGCCCGCGGUUCGUCGCCUUCCGCCGUGACCUUCCCCUUCCAAACCUUUUCUUCCCCCCUGCUCUAUCCCCACCCCGCGUCCCAGAUCCACCGCAUACACGGGCUCAUGGACGGGCACGGGGACGAUGGACUGCAAGAUCUGUUCCCCGAGGGGGAUCCAGCUUUCCCCGCCCCCGCCUUCGACCUCCUCUCCCAGGCCGAAUCCUCUGGAGUUCCUCGCGAGGGCUUGCAAGCCCUGGAUCUCAACUCCCAGGCCGAAGAUUGGGGCGACUACAGCUCGUACUCCGACCUCCUUCGAGGAGAAGGAGCACCCCGUGGCCGCGGCAGCCGUUCGCUCGGCUUACGCGCGGCUCGCAGUGGAGGUAGAGGAGGCGGCAGCGGCAGCAGAGCUGGGGCCGGUGGCAGCAGAGGAGGGGGCGGCGGCAGCAGAGCAGCGCGGCGCAGCAGAGCUGGGGCCGGCGGCAGCAGAGCAGCGGCGGCGGUGCAUCUGUGACAAGGCCUCUGUUCGAACCGUCGUUGGCGACGGUGCUGGUGGCAGCGGCGGCCGCAGCGGAGGCCGAGGGGGCGGCCGCGCAAGGCGGUCUCGCGGUCGUGGAGGUCGAUCCACUGCUGACUACAUCGAACCCUACGAUGUAGAGAAUUGGGUUGAUGUUGACGACGAAGAUGGUGCUCCACAGAAUGUGGAGACAAUUUUCCCCACCUCCAAGGAGUAUGAAUUUGAUAUUGAUGAGUCAAGUUCUUCUGAUGACGACUUAUCAACAGAGAUUAUGGGUUUCAUGUGGAUGCAACAGUAUCAUCGUAAAAGGACCCGGGACAUUGCAAUGGCCGCAGUAAUGAUCGGUACGUAUUAUGACACAUACAUGGACAAGGCUCCACAUAGGGUUCCUACUGUGUCGGGUAUAGAAUGGGUGCAUGAAACAUUGUGUAGCAGAACCGCUUGCUACAACAUGUUUAGGAUGUCAAGCGUUUUGUUUUACCAGCUACAUGACUUGUUGGUCGAGAACUAUGGGUUGAGGGCAACUAGAGGAAUGACCACGAUGGAGGCUUUAGGAAUGUUCCUUUGGGUAAUUGGUGCACCACAAUCCCUUAGACAGGUUGAGGACCGGUUUGUAAGGUCCUUAGAAACAAUAAGCCGUACUUUCGAUAAUGUGUUGUCAAGUGUUCUUAAGCUAGCAGUGGAUAUUAUUAAGCCCAAGGACCCAGAAUUUAGGACCGUGCACCCAAGGUUGAGGAACCCUCGCUUUGCACCAUACUUCAACAACUGCAUAGGAGCUAUAGAUGGGACGCAUAUACCGGUGGUGGUCCCAAAUGAUAAGGUGGUUCAGCACACCGGGAGACAUGGAUAUACUUCACAGAAUGUGCUGGCAAUAUGUGAUUUCGACAUGAGGUUCACAUUUGCUGUGACUGGAUGGCCUGGAUCGGUUCAUGACAUGAGAGUCUUCAGUGAUGCCUUAAACAAAUAUGGUGACAAGUUUCCGCAUCCUCCUGCAGGCAAAUUUUACCUAGUUGACUCGGGUUAUGCAAAUCGUCCGGGUUACCUUGCACCCUACAAGGGUACAAAAUAUCAUCUACCGGAGUUUAGGAGUGGCCCAAUGCCAAAAGGUAUGAAAGAGACUUUUAAUUAUGCCCAUUCCUCCCUUAGAAAUGUUAUCGAGAGGUCAUUUGGAGUGUUAAAGAUGAAGUGGAGGAUUUUGUUGGGUAUUCCAAGUUUUCCGAUGCAGAAACAAAGUAAAAUCAUAGUAGCAUGUAUGGCAAUUCAUAAUUUCAUACGAGAGAAUGAUAUGGCCGAUAGGGCCUUUGAUAUGUGCGAUCGGGAUGAAAAUUUUAUUCCUAUGCCUCAAGUGCCAAACGACGAAGGAGAUGGGAUAAAUACACAAGCAGGGGAAGAAGAUUGUAAUAUGAAUGCAUUUCGGGACGAAUUAGCUAAUGCUUUGUACAACAAAUCGUAGAUUAUUUGUAUGAUUGUAUUGUAAUGAUGUUGACAACAUUUUUGUAGUAUCUGCGUUCUAUCGAAUGCUUUGUACAGGACAAUCUAAAUAAUUUGAAUAUCUUUUUAUUUUCAUUUCA
Messenger RNA from Setaria italica (foxtail millet), 2346 nucleotides. RefSeq lists its product as uncharacterized. The transcript has 3 exons. The coding region runs from base 405 to 2228 and encodes 607 amino acids. The record is from RefSeq and is a predicted model, not a curated record. Lineage: Eukaryota; Viridiplantae; Streptophyta; Magnoliopsida; Poales; Poaceae.